This is a messenger RNA of Dermatophagoides farinae (American house dust mite), 2229 nucleotides long. Its product is annotated as pancreatic triacylglycerol lipase. Gene Ontology annotation, biological process: lipid catabolic process. The record is from RefSeq and is a predicted model, not a curated record. Gene Ontology annotation, molecular function: protein binding; lipase activity. NCBI's taxonomy places the organism in Eukaryota, Metazoa, Arthropoda, Arachnida, Sarcoptiformes, Pyroglyphidae.
ACCGUGGCAAUGUAAUCAAUCAAACUAAUCGCAAUUAAAAUUUGGAUCAAAAAAAUAAUUUUUUUUUUUUAUAAAUAUCAUAUGUUGAAAGAUUAUGGCAUUCAGUUUCAAUGAUUGUCUGUUAUUUGUCAUUGAUUGUCAACCAACCAUGAUGAAUAUAUUGUAUAUGCAAUAUACAUAACAUAACAUGAAUUUGUGUGACUUAUAAAAAAGGUUAAAUUUAGAUAGGUAGAUUAUAAACUAUUAUUAUUAUUAUUAUCAUUCUACAUAAAAAGCAAUAUGAAAUUAUCAUUUUUUUCUUAGUCAAUUUGUGAUACAAAAACAAUUUACCUGUUCAUUUCAUAUCCAGUGUGUAAAAAUAUUUAGACCGAAAAUCAACAAUGAAAAUAACCACUAUUUUGUCGUUUUGUUUUGUAUUACCCAUUUUGAUGGCAAAUGGUUCUGGUUUUGGUGAUUUAUUGAAAAAUAACCAUUUAUUGAAAAAUUUACCAAUUAAUCAAGGCGAGAUAUGUUAUGAAAAUUUUGGAUGUUACAAUGCAUCUGAAAUAGGUUCUGAAUGGCCAAUAACAAAGCUGAUGAGUUUUUAUCCGGAACCACCGGAAAAACAAAACAUUACAUUCUAUGUGUUUUCUUGUAAAAAUCGAUACAAUCCAUCAAUAUUAUCGUAUAAUGUGAAUGAAGAUGAAAUGAAAAAUUUAAAUUAUGAUCGAAACCUACGAACGAUAUUCAUCAUACAUGGAUUCACUGAUUUUUAUGAUCAAUUUAAUUGGAUGGGCAAUCUAAAGGAUGGCAUACUAACUAUGGAACCUUGCCGAUUUAAUGUUAUCACUGUUGAUUGGCGAGGUGGUUCAAUUGUUCAAAAUUAUUUAAAAGCUGUUGCAAACACUCGUUUAGUUGGUUUCGUUGUUGCAUCAAUGAUCAAAAAAUUGAAUAAAGUUUAUGAAACGACCAAUGAUCAUUUCACAGUCAUUGGACAUAGUUUGGGUGGACAAAUUUCUGGUUUUGUUGGAAAAAAUCUACAAACACAUGAAAAAUUACGUCUUAUAAUUGGUUUAGAUCCGGCUGGACCAGCAUUUAGCAAUGUAUCUGAAAAAAGUUGUCUGAAUCCGAAUGAUGCUCAAUUAGUUAUAUCGAUUCAUACCAAUGGUGGGAAAAAUAUUGCCAACGGAUUUGGUAUUCUAAAACCAUCAGGUCAUUAUUCUUUUUACCCGAAUGGUGGCGAGAAUCAAAAUGGGUGUGAACCUGUACGAGGUGUACUCAAUAUAUUGCUUCAUGGUAUAAGAAUUGGAUUGACCGAUACAUUUGCAUGUUCACAUCGGCGAGCUUAUCUAUUGUUUAGCAAUUUUGAAUCAAAAUAUGAUGAUUUUCAGAGUAUAGCAUAUCGUUGUAAUAAUCAUAAUGAUUUCCUUGCCGGUAAAUGUGGUGAAUGUAAUGAAUUGGAUGAUUGUAAACGAUGGGGUGGCUGGUUUGAUUAUUGGCAAGAACAAAAAUUAUCCGAAACUUGGACUGAACCAAUAAAAUAUUUUGUUGAAACACGUGAUAUUGAGCCAUAUUCAUAUUUUCAUUAUCAAAUUAUGAUUAAAACUGCCAAUGGAUUUGAAUCGGUAAAUGCAACGUUGACAAUGAACAUAACUGGAAGUUUAAGAUCAGACUAUUCACCAAAAGCCACAAUAGAAGCAAUAUUUGAACCGAAUAAAAUCUAUACACAUUUAUUUCUUGUGGAAAAAACAAUUGGAAUGAUCCAGUCGAUCAAUAUGAAAAUAUCAUAUGAUGAUGAUGAUGAAUCAGAAACAGAAUCUGAAGAAUCUGCCUUUAUCAUUGUUGAUAAUAUAAAAGUCAAUUAUAUGAAUGGUUAUUCUGAAAGUCAACGUCAACAGUUAUCAUCACAAUUGGCACCAAUGACUGAAAAAGAUUCAAAAAUGUUUGUCAAUACACUUGAAGCUUCUAGAUUUCGAUUAGUAGACAAUUAAAAUGAAUGAAAUGAAAAUAUUACCUUAAAAAAUAGAUUAAAUAAAAUUUUUUCAUUUAUUCCACUAAAAAUAAAACAAUUGAUCUGAUUUUGAUCCUGUCGACAUUGUUUUCUCGAUGAAUCACAAUCAGAAGAAAAAAAAACUUUUCGAAUUCUUUCUUCAAUUCAUUCAAGUGCUGCCAUCUACACGUCAUAUUUCCAUAUUCAAUGCAUUUUGAAUUUGAUAUAAUUUUUACUCAAUUUUUCAACCAUACACAAAA